AAGAGAAAGCACCAUAACGGCACGGGAGGAUGAAAAAAGAAAUUAAGCAACAAACAACAAACCCUCGAGGUAUAUAUAUAUACCCCAGCCUUAUCUACAAUCCCGAAUGAAUUUAGGGUAAAAUCUAAGAGACAAGACGCUCAGGAAUUUGAAUAAGGAAUCAAUACAUUCCUGUUGUGUUCUUGCUAUUUUAAUAUCUUCCCCCAUGGCUUUGUCUGCCUCAUCCACCGGCCGCGCAAUCUCCUCCGUAGCCAUCUCGUAUUCACCAUUAUUGGGGUUUCUCAAACCAAAUCAUCGACAUAAUCAUAUAAGCUAUGGGUUUAACAGCAAGUACAGCUCCAUGGCCAUCCAUUGUUCGUCUUCUGAAAAUGGUCGCUCUUCAGAUUCCAGGGCGUUUAGUUUGAAUGAAAAUGGAAAAGCCAGAGGUUCAGUUAAGUGGCAAAGGGUGCUUCUUAAAGUAAGUGGAGAAGCACUUUCUGGAGAUGGUGAACAAAAUAUAGACCCAAAGGUUACAAUGUCUAUUGCAAGAGAGGUUGCAGAUGUUACUCGACUUGGCAUUGAGGUUGCCAUAGUUGUUGGUGGAGGGAAUAUCUUCCGUGGAGCUUCAUGGGCAGGAAGCAGUGGCCUUGAUCGUUCAUCUGCUGAUUACAUUGGCAUGUUGGCAACUGUUAUGAAUGCUAUAUAUCUACAAGCAACAAUGGAAAGCAUAGGAAUCCCAACAAGAGUCCAAACAGCAUUUCGUAUGUCUGAAGUGGCUGAACCUUAUAUCCGUAGACGAGCCAUCAGACAUUUAGAAAAAGGCCGCGUUGUCAUCUUUGCAGCUGGAACCGGAAAUCCCUUCUUCACUACAGACACCGCCGCAGCCCUUCGUUGCGCUGAAAUUAAUGCGGAGGUGGUUUUAAAAGCAACAAAUGUGGAUGGUGUGUAUGAUGAAGAUCCAAGGAAUAAUCCGGAAGCUCGACUCCUUGACUCUUUGACUUAUCAAGAAGUAACAUCAAGGGAUCUUUCGGUUAUGGACAUGACUGCAAUCACUUUAUGCCAAGAAAACAACAUCCCGGUUGUUGUAUUUAAUCUUGGGAAACCGGGUAACAUUGCAAAAGCUAUUAAGGGGGAAAGAGUUGGCACGCUGAUUGGUGGUGUGUGUGUCUCAACAGCCACAAGGACUUGAGGGACCUUUUCUGGUUAUAUGUGAAACUCCGGGGUUCUUUAUACUAAUUGUAUCAUCUAAAAUAAGAAGGUGAAAUUUUGCGUUGUUUUACAUGUCAUGGAGUUUUAGGUUAGCUUAAUGUAGUGGUUUUGUUAGUAUUAUAGCGAGAUUUAUUUAUAGUUUCUUUUUUCUUGUGUUAUCGGAACUUACAGGUGUUUGAUAUUUUGUUUUGUGUAACGUUGUUCUCGUUGUCUUUUGCUCAUUCGUAUAAGGGCACGUAAUUGUAAUAAAUUGGUCUAGUCAGUUUGUGAUAACGAAA
Molecule: messenger RNA, 1466 nt
Organism: Lactuca sativa (garden lettuce)
Lineage: Eukaryota; Viridiplantae; Streptophyta; Magnoliopsida; Asterales; Asteraceae
Product: uridylate kinase PUMPKIN, chloroplastic
Biological process (GO): UDP biosynthetic process
Cellular component (GO): cytoplasm
Molecular function (GO): UMP kinase activity
Source: RefSeq, a predicted model, not a curated record